Messenger RNA from Triticum aestivum (bread wheat), 700 nucleotides. RefSeq lists its product as uncharacterized. The record is from RefSeq and is a predicted model, not a curated record. The coding region runs from base 46 to 453 and encodes 135 amino acids. The transcript has 3 exons. NCBI's taxonomy places the organism in Eukaryota, Viridiplantae, Streptophyta, Magnoliopsida, Poales, Poaceae.
UCAAAAGGGAAGUAUUCGGGGAGCCAUUGUCGUGGUUGCUGCGCCAUGUCUGCUUCAGUGAGCUCUGUAUAUGGCUCAGUUCUAACAGGAUUCACAAUGUUCAAAGCGAUAGACAGCUACUAUGAGGACUCCGACGAUAGUCUUUCUUCCGAAUCUAGUGUGAACCAGUUCUCGUCUAUGCAGUCGGAGCUGUCCGAUGGUUCCUUUCAGGGACUGACGGCCUUUGAGCUGGAAUCCGACUCGGAUAGUGGUGAUGCACAUGAUGUAGCCGCAGGCAGGGAGGAGGACGCCAUCGAACCUGAAGCGGGUGGCAACGAGGGUUCAGGCGAGCACGAUCCUACUGGUGUCGCUUGGAUUGGCGUCCCGGAUCCCGUUGGAGUUGAUGAUGGCGAUGAGUCUCAGGCGCUGGCGUGGGUUUCGGCGAGGACGACGACGAGGAGGAGGAAGAAGUAGAUAGUGCGCCACAAAAGCGUCAACGGCUGGGCUAGCCGACGCCAGUAUAAAGUUUAAUUUAGCAGCUUAGACUUGCCUCGAGUACGGUUGAGCUUAAUCUUUAUACCUAUCGCUAGUGGCUGAUGGUGUAUUUUGUAUAAGCAUGUGUGGUAUGGUGUUAGGUACGUAUGUAUGGUAGGUGGGUGUGAUGGUAAUGCUAAUAUUGAAAGACCAACCUGAGAAUGACUGCUGUCUAAUUAUAUUUUAA